AUGGUCGUCACUCUACGCUGGAAUGAGGACGAGAUGCAGGGCAUACAGUUGCCAACGUCUCCUAAAUGCCCCAAAAAAAAAAAAAAAAAAACAACAUCACUGCUGCCUUCUCCACAUAAAAGACAACCUCCACCUUCACCACUAGAUAUUACUCCUUGUAAAAAGGGUUUAGAAGAACCUAUGGAAGUAGAAACCAAGGCUGAAACUCCAACCAGCUUGGAGACAGGUCAUUAUGGCAGCGACAACAAACGUCCCAGGAGUGUCAGUACAAGUGAGGUAACAGAAGAGUUAGUGCUUUCAACGUUAUCAAAUGUGCUUCAGGCCAAAUGGCAAGAUGUCACUACUACUUGCCCGAUCACAGUACAAGUUUUAUCAGCCGCUAAAAAAGCUGAGAUCACAUCCCAGGUGCUGAUGGAGGUCACUAUGCGCGUGUGUGCAGGGGAGAACAUAGAAGGGUUGGUGGAUCCAAACUAUACAUCUGAUUCACCAGAGCUCAGUGCCUCACCCACAGGAAGUAGUAGUAAUGCAGACCUGAGUGAGCUAACAAGAAUGAUUAAUCGUCCAGAAACAACAGCUCUACAGUAUCUUCUUCAGACAUUUGCUAGAGUCAAAGCUGAAGAGAAAGCCCAUCCAAAGAGAAGCAAUUCUCCUCCCUUGUCAACAGUUCUUUUGGAUGUCCGGCGACAGUGUGUAGCACAUGCUGCAUUGCUUUUAUCAGGAUGCCUUACAAAUUCUUUAGCUCCUCUUCCAUCCUUGUUGCUUCACCCAUUGCUGACUGAUAGUCUGCCUAGGGGAUUCCUCUGUGAUCUCAUUCAACAUACCUAUGAAAAUGGGGACUUAUUCAAUAAAGUGUUUGGACCUUUACUUUUGGGGCUGAGCACAACAAUGAGGAGUUGCAGUGUAACUUCGUCCUUGUACAUAAAAGUUCUAGAGUCUUUAGACUUGUUGAUUGAUAUGAGGCUAAAUAAUGCUACCAACUCCAACCACCGACCUAUAUGUAGCCUAUUGACCUCAAUGAGUAACUGGUGUUCAAGUACUGAACAUCCAGCAGCUGGUCGUGAGAUGUUGUUCACUACUCUCUUUGGGCCAUUCUUAGGUUUAUCAUUGUUUGCUGAAGAUGAUCCCAAAGUAGUGGAGAAAUUCAUCAAGAACGUUAGUAACAGAACUAUUCCGGAUGGGUUACAGGAUUUGGCCAAAGAAUUGGACCAUGUUCGCACUACCAUCCUGCACAAAUUGUUUCGUAGCAUGUUACUGAAUCCCUCAUCACGUGAACCAGUCCUGUCCUUCCUUGCGAAGUUGAUUCGGUGCAAUGAACGCCGGGCACAGAUCCAUGUUGAAGAAAGACUUGUGGCCGGAGAUGGCCCUAUGAUCAAUUUGCUUUCAGUUUUACAACAACUUUGUUUUAAGGUGAAAUUGGACAAAGUGGAUCCUUAGUUAUUUAAUACCCAUCCGAAUCACUCCGUAGAUGUGAGUAAAGAUUCCCGGCUCUCUAUGACUCAAGAAGAGGUCGACGAGUGGGUGCGAAAACAGCGAUCUGAAGGGUGCUCCAAAUUCCAACCAGUAACAUUUCAUAGUUCAGUGUUGGUUCUAACACUUCAUGCCCAUCAUUGUGUCUUACCCGUUAUGCGGAAGUAUACGAGACGAUUAAGAGCGAUACGGGACCUUCAAAAGAUGGUGGAAGAAAUAGAAAGUACAGAAUCUCAGUGGGCCAAUCUCCCUGUAGCUUCAAGACAACGAGAGUUGUUAAAAAAAUGGAAACUGCAGCUAAAGAAGCUAAAUAAAUCCCGAAUCUGUGCCGAUGCUGGCCUGUUAGAUGAGAACCUGUUGGAAAGAUGUAUGCAUCACUACUCUGGAGCAGCUCAGGUAAUAUUACGUAUACUCACGGGCGAUCAGAACACUUUGGCACCUCUGGGGGUGACGCUUGCUGAUACUGCCAACUUCCUGCCUCUUCCAUCUGAAUUGCCCGAACUCUUUGCUGCACUGCCUGAGUGGUACCUAGAUGAUUUGGCAGAAUUCUUAUUAUUUACAUUACAAUACGUCCCCAAGGUUCCCAUCAAUAAUCUUGGGGAUCCCAUCAUCACCAUGACUAUCGUCCUGUUGUGCUCUCCGUCACACAUAAAGAACCCAUAUCUCACUGCCAAAUUUGUUGAAGUGCUAUUUAUGUUAACACCAUCAGUCCAGCAACAUGUUGAUACUCUUCAUGAACGAGUCCUACACCAUCCAUUAGCUGUACAUCUUCCAGUGGCUUUAAUGAAGUUCUAUACAUUGGUGGAAUCUACUGGCGCUAGCAGUGAAUUUUAUGACAAAUUCACCAUCCGUUAUCACAUCAGCAUCAUUUUCAAGAGCUUUUGGAAUGAUAGGCAGCAUAGACAAGCUGUUAUCACAGAAUCCAACUCAGGGAAGGAGUUUGUGAAGUUUGUUAACCUCCUCAUGAACGAUACCACCUUUUUGUUAGAUGAAUCAUUAGAUGCCCUAAAGCGAAUUCAUGAAGUGCAAGAGGAAAUGGAGAGAGGAACUUGGUCAAAACAGACAAGAGAACAACAGCAGAGUCGGCAGAGAUUACUGGCUACUGAUGAAAGACAGUGCAGAUCAUACCUAACUUUAGCAAGAGAAACUGUCGACAUGAUGCAUUACUUAACUCAAGAAGUACCUGUUCCAUUCUUAAGGCCUGAGCUGUGUGACAGACUGGCUGCAAUGCUCAAUUUUAAUCUUGCCCAACUCUGUGGUGAAAAGUGUGGAAAUUUGAAAGUAAGACAAGCUGACAAAUAUGGGUGGGAACCCCGAAAAUUGUUGGAACAAAUAGUAGACAUCUAUUUACAUUUAGAUUCAGAUAAAUUUGCUGAAGCUAUUGCUACUGAUGAGAGAUCAUUCAAGAGGGAACUUUUUGAAACUGCAGCCUCAAAGUUGGAGCGUGCUGUAAUUAAAAGCAGCUCUGAGGUUGCCAAAUGUUCGUUUAGUAGUAUUGGCCAAAAAGCAUUCAGCGUUCAGCAAGCUAAUCAGAAGAAAGAUGAGGAUUAUAGUGAUGCCCCAGAUCAUUUUAUGGACCCUUUAAUGCAAACAUUAAUGGAAGAUCCAGUUGAACUACCGUCCGGAGUUGUGAUGGACCGGCCCACAAUUGUUCGGCAUUUACUUAACGACCCCACCGAUCCAUUUACCAGGCAACCUCUUUCUGAAGAGCAGCUUAAACCAGCGGAGGCCCUGAAAAAAGAAAUUACAGACUGGAUUGCAGCUAAAUCCAAUCCCAAGAGCACAUCUUGAGGGCAGUACUAUGGUAGCUGUGGAUAUUCAUCUCUGUGCGCUUUUUUUUAAGGUGAUGACUGUUAUCACUCAGAGUAGAUUAUUUAUGUGGCAGAUGAGUUGAGCUGUACAGCAUUUCAUAGGCUGCUGUAUGUAGGUGUAAUGAGAACCACUCCUCAGAGAUGUGAAGUACAGUGUGUUGACAACAUUAUGCAGUUAACUUCAGUGUAUGUUUGGCUUGCCUUCCAUCUUGUGGAAAGUGCGUUGUUGUCUUCAUAAUUUAAAUUUUUUUCAUGUAUUUUUUUUUCAUGUCCAUAUAUUGCUUAUUACCAGAUAACAACAAAUGCAGUUUUGGAUAAGUGCGUAAAGCCUGGGAAGAAGCUCCUAAUGUCACGUAAAAUUUUGGGUUGCUCUUAAAAAGCAAUAAAGCAUAUUGGGUGCUGAACAACAAUAAUACUCUGUGAGUAUUUUCUCAUCAUCAGGGAAUAUUGUACCGUUUAAAAUUCCUCACAUUAGUCGAAAGCAUUUACAUAACUCCAAAGUGACUGUUAGCUGCAUAAUUCAAAAAUGACUGUUUGCUAAUUAGAGAAUAAGAAAUUAUCAGCCCUCGGGUCUUCUUUCUUACUAUCCAAAACAUCCUUUUUUACUGUAUUUUUAAUGUGUAUUUUCUUUAUUGAAUUUACAUAUCAAAUAGUUAAGAAAUCUUGUUUGACUUAAUAAUGUUAUUUUUAUCCUCAGUUAGUAAAGUGCUUACUUGACUGUGUUGCAGUUUCUUUCAAAUUGGAAUCUCCGGCCUAGAGAUAUAUUUUUUUGGUAACUUGAGAUUAAAAGAGAUUUUAUGGCAUUUAAUUUUUCAUAGAUGUUUUUCGUUUUUAUAUUUUAAAUUCAGAUAACCUAUUAAAUAGCUUAAGAUACCAAAUGGAAUUACAGUUACAUAAUAGUUUUCUUGAUUUUUCUUUGACGUUAAAUUUAUUCUAAAAUUUAUUAUGUAAGACUUCAUAGAGUCAUCUCAGAAAUGGUUUAGAUAUACUACAGUAUGGUCAGAAAAAAGAUUGCAGUGUGUUCGAGAUUUUAAAUGUAUAUGUUGUAAAAGGUGAAAUUGAAAAUUCCAAUGUGUGUAUUUGACCAUGGGUUGGAAGUUAUUAACACUAAAGUAGGUUGUGGAUGCCUCUUUUCUUGUGUCCGUGAUUGAAAGGCUACAACUGCUAGGCUCUCUCAGGGGUGCUUGCUAUUAUUCAGAGAUUUUUAAAUAAUGUUUUCGAGAUGCCACUGCCACUCACCGUGUGUGAAAAUUACGUGCAUCCAGCUCAGCAGUUCUCUUUUCAGACAUGGCUACAUAAAUGAAGCACAAGAAAGAAAGAGGAAAAGCAGAUCCAACCUUAAUCAAAUGUGAUAUAGCAAGAAAAAUGCAAUUUUCAUGUUCAAAACAAGAACUCCAUCACUAUUUGUAAAACACUGUCAGAAUAUUUACAGAAUGGCUUACCAGGUACCCAAAGAGUAUUGACACCAGAUAUACUAAAUUUAAUGCCUUCAUGUGUAACUUUUCAGAAGUUAAUUUAAAUUCGAAAAAAACUUCAGACAUGAAAGCCAUUCAAUUGUAUGUACAGUUUAUGACUCAUAAAGCAAGAUACCCUUUAUAUUACUGCAGCUUGUACACAUUUUGGGUUUA
Messenger RNA from Macrobrachium nipponense, 4906 nucleotides. RefSeq names its product ubiquitin conjugation factor E4 B-like. The record is from RefSeq and is a predicted model, not a curated record. Gene Ontology annotation, biological process: protein polyubiquitination. Gene Ontology annotation, cellular component: cytoplasm; ubiquitin ligase complex; nucleus. Gene Ontology annotation, molecular function: ubiquitin-ubiquitin ligase activity. NCBI's taxonomy places the organism in Eukaryota, Metazoa, Arthropoda, Malacostraca, Decapoda, Palaemonidae.